AACCUUCGUCUAAUUUUGAUGACCAAAAAAUUGUUCUUGUACACACAAACUCAGUCCCGAACUCAGGUCAGGAGCUGAGUGUUAUCAUUCUACAUCGCCGUCGAUUUCCAUUUUACGUGAUUCACUCAAAUUCCUCCACUUCAACGCCAAUCACAGCCUGAAGUUCUUCGCACUUCGUCGGAGAUUCGUCUUCUUUCAACAGAUUUGAGCUCCAACUCCUCAUUUAUCGCUCUCCCUAUCUUCUGCUCUCUUCGAUUUCUUUUUCUACAUUAUUCUUGCUGCUGUCUUUCUGAGUGUUUGCGAGGGUUUUUGGUCGGUUGCGAACUGGCUAUGGAUUACGAGCCCUAUGAUAGUAGCGGAACUGAUGACGAUCUCCCUCCAUCUCACCAGAAUAGAAUUGCAAGAGGAGGAGGGGGUCGUGUUUCAGGGAAUGGAAGAUCAGUCAUGGGUUCUGUUCCAUAUCCCAGGAUGUACGGUGAAACUGACAUGGAAGCCCAAAUUCAUCAACUUGAGAAGGAAGCUUACAGUUCUGUUCUUAGAGCCUUUAAAGCUCAAGCUGAUGCCAUUACUUGGGAGAAAGAAAGUUUGAUCACAGAACUCAGAAAAGAGUUAAGAUUGUCAAAUGAGGAGCACAGAGAGCUUCUUGGACGGGUUAAUGCAGAUGACGUGAUUAGAAGUAUAAGGGAGUGGAGACAGGCCGGUGGGCAUCAGCCUGGCAAGCUCAGUACCAGUCAAGCCAUUCAUGAUCCAAUACCCAGCCCUACUGUUUCUGCAUCUCGCAAGAAACAGAAACUAACCCAUUUGGUACCUCCACAGUCCUUUACUGGGCCGUCUCAAUCCUUUCACCAACAAACUGUUGCUCCUUCUCAUCAGCCAUCCUCAUCUGUUGCAAAAAGAGGAGCUAUCCCCACACCCAAGGGCAAAAAACAAAAAUCUAUGUUACCUGGGGCAUCUUCAGCCAAACAGUACCAAACUUCAGUUCCUAGUGGUAGGAGUCAAGUUGCUAAUAGGGUUUCUUCCGGAGCUAUUGAGCCAGUUGAAGGAGCAACAUUGAAUCCACUAAUUGGGAGGAAAGUGAGAACUAGAUGGCCGGAUGAUAAUAAUUUUUAUGAAGCUGUUAUAACUGAUUUCAAUGCUGCGGAGGGACGACAUGCCUUGGUGUAUGAUAUCGGUUCUGCCAAUGAGACCUGGGAGUGGGUUAAUCUUUCAGAGAUAUCUCCCGAGGACAUCCAAUGGGUUGAUGAGGAUCCUGGAAUCCCACAUAGAGGUGGUUAUGGUGGAUCAGGUCAUGGAAUGAAUCGUUCAGUCGGCCGUGAUGGUGUAUCUGGUGCAGGCAGAGGUAGAGGAGUCGCCAAGUCUCAGUCCAGAAAAGAUUUUUUGCCAUCCCAAAAUGGCAUUGGGAAGAAGCCAUCUGAUGAUAUACGGAUACUCCACACGGAAACUCUAAUUAGAGAGGUGGAGAGAGUCUUCGGUUCAAAUCAUCCAGAUCCUGUUGAAGUUGAAAGGGCAAAGAAAGUUCUCAAUGACCACGAACAAUCACUUAUCGAUGCUAUUAAUAGGCUUGGGGAUAUGUCUGAUGCUGGAAGCGACGAAGGUGGCCACAGAUUCUCUCAUGGACAAUCGAUGGACCGGGAAUGACAGUAAUCGUUUUGAAACAGAGGUGGUUCACUCUGCAAAAGCAUCGUUUUGAUCGAAAGACGACUAGAUGUGGUAAGCUACUUUUGAGUUAAUUAGGGAGUGAUACACCUAAACUCUCAAGGGCCCCUUUUCCUGUAAAAUACCAUAUGAUGAUUGAGUUGAAUGUUCCCUUCGCAUAGGUUUAACUGUGGGGUUGGUUGUUUUUUUUCUUCAUUUUGUUCUUAUUUUCCCCUUUUUCUUUUUGGCAAUGGUAAGAGUUAACAUAGGAAGGCUGAUGAAUACUUGUGUAACAUUAUUUGUCUAGUGAUUUUAAGAUGUGACCCAUGUAUAAACUUCUUCUAAGUUGCC
Messenger RNA from Cucurbita moschata (crookneck pumpkin), 1986 nucleotides. Its product is annotated as protein EMSY-LIKE 4-like. Gene Ontology annotation, biological process: defense response to fungus. The transcript has 10 exons. Lineage: Eukaryota; Viridiplantae; Streptophyta; Magnoliopsida; Cucurbitales; Cucurbitaceae. Gene Ontology annotation, cellular component: nucleus. The record is from RefSeq and is a predicted model, not a curated record. The coding region runs from base 331 to 1638 and encodes 435 amino acids.